Aspergillus lentulus is the source of this 1341-nucleotide messenger RNA. RefSeq lists its product as uncharacterized. Lineage: Eukaryota; Fungi; Ascomycota; Eurotiomycetes; Eurotiales; Aspergillaceae. The record is from RefSeq and is a predicted model, not a curated record.
AUGGCGGUCGCCUCCAAGAUGUCAGAGGGAGGCAACGAACCCCAGGAAGACCCCAUCAGUGAGGAACUUUACCAGCUUGAGAGAGAACGCCAGCAGGCGGAGCGUGACCACGACAUCAGGGAUAUUCGUUCCAAUCGCACUCGGCGCCAGGAAGAGGACGCCCCUUGGCUGAGAAUUUCCGUCGACGAACGCCCCAACCCUUAUUUCAGCGAGCAGAGCUCUGAUUUCGACCUGUACUCAGACAGGGAACCGAACGGUUCUGCCAGGGAACGGAUCCCACCUCCCCCGACUGGCCCCCCUCCGCCAUAUCCUUACGACGAGGAAGUUGAGCGUAGCAGAGGUCUCUCCCGUGGUUCGAACUCGAACGGAGAAACUCGCUCCAGGCGCUUUUGGAAUCGUCUUCGUCGACCUGAGCGCAGGGCUCCACCUGUGCAAGACAGCGUCCCACGUCAGAUCCCACGUCAGACUGGGCAGCAGGCUCCUACCGCGAGUGACGCCCGUGACCCUCCGCCAUACUCCCGUUUUGAGCCCUCUGAACAGAAUCACGGAGACGACGAUAGUGACUUCGAGGAAGUCGUUGCAGUUGUGAGAGCACUCGGCCGCGGCCACGAUCGUGCCUUCGACGAAUUCUGUCAACUUAUGAACGCUGGAAGAGCUGCAUUGCGCCAAGAGAGCGAUCAGCCAGCACCAGCGCAGGACCUUGCAGAUAACGACAACGACGGUGACAUCAGUCAGUUUCAGUUUGUGAGCACUGAACGGCGCCAGGAGAGCAAUCAGCCAGCGGCAGCGCAGAAUUCUGCAGAUGACGACAUCUACAGUGACUUCAGCCAGUACUUUCAGCUUGUGGGCUUUGAACAGUAUCGAGAGGGCAACCAGCCAGUUGCAGCGCAGAAUCCUGCAGGCAACGACGACGACGGUGACUUUAGCCAGUACUUUCAAUUUGUGAGCAUUGAUCGGCGCCCGGAGAGCAAUCAGCCAGCGGCAGCGCAGAAUCUUGCAGACAACGACAUCUACAGUGACUUCAGCCAGUACUUUCAGCUUGUGGGCUCUGAACAGCAUCUAGAGAGCGAUCACAAUCAGCCAGGUGAAAGUGCAAUAGAGGAUCUCCAAGGAGACCCCGAGCUCCCCCCAUACUCUCCAAACGAAGAAUACACCGGACAGCUGGAAGUCGACCCGUGGGAUGGACAAGACCCAUGGGAUUUCUAUCUAGCUGCUAUUGAGGCUGGACAAAAUCCGCCGGAGGGCCAGCCAAGAACAUUCCCUGACCUGCUCGAAGUGCACGACGAGUGGCUCCGCACUAUUGAGCGCAAUCGUGCCCCGGUAAACAGAGCCGCGCCCUGA